Messenger RNA from Dentiscutata heterogama, 123 nucleotides. NCBI's taxonomy places the organism in Eukaryota, Fungi, Glomeromycota, Glomeromycetes, Diversisporales, Gigasporaceae. The record is from the annotation of a GenBank genome assembly.
GUAUUUUGCCUGAUUCUAAACCAUCAAUUAUUGAAACGGCAAUAGAAGAACAACAGAAUUUAGAAGAAAAUGAUAUAGAGAAUUUACAACAGGUUUUAAGUUUAGAAACUGCUAUAAAUAUAA